AUGUCGGAUUGGAGCUGUUUCUGUUGGAGCAGCGGCACGCCCCAGUUCGUCUCCUACGAGCCGGAGCCCUUCUCGCUUCCUUCGUCCCUCCCUGCGUGGCCCGAAGGUGCAGCUUCUACGCUUUCUCGUCGCGAGAUCGAAUGGUUUUGGUGCCUUGGUGCCGCGAUCAUCGUAUUCUUAGCAAUUUUCCACCUCCUGGAGCCUCCAACAGGAUUCUGAUAAAUCUUAAAUCCAUUGUUCAUAUUGGUUAUCUGUUGUGUUUCAUCUGAGAGAAACUGUGCUGCGAGGAUUUUCGCGCGGUGAAUUGUCCAAUUUCAGUUCGUAUCUCUGAUUAUUAUCUCCCGGCUCCUGCCCGGCAUACAUAUGCGUAUGCCACCGCUCAGUUCCAGACGACGGAGGUUUUUGAAAUCGGUCGGGUUCCCAUGCUCGUCGUUCAUGUAUCUGAUCGUUACACCCUUAAAUCCCUGUGUUUCUGUCCCUCUUCCUCAUCACACCCCGGGUUACGUAGAUCACCAAAGCAGUUCGGAUGCUGUGUAGGGUUUCUUGAUGGUCGAUGGGAUGUCCAAUGAGCCAUUGCUUGCGACGCUCUUUGGGUGGGUUUCUGGAUGUUCUCAUUGUCCAUUGGAGUCGUUUGGGUAAUCCUUGCCUCCGAGAAGCUUGGGUUUCGUGGCGUCUCGUUCAUUUUGCUUAUAUUUCUUGCCGUCUUCUAUUUGAUGCUUUUAUCUUUCUGCAGAUUCUGAGUUGAUUAAUGCAGAAAUGCUCUCUGGAUGUUCACUAAUUUUUUAUUUAUUUAAGCUUAAGACUUUAAUCGGCCGUUGCUUCCAAUCUGGACUAGCCCUGUGCAAUUCCACGAUCAUAGCUUUCACAUGAUUUUGUUCUAAAGGAUGGGAUGCACUGCCCAUCUUUUCCUCAUGCUUCAAAACCAUUAGUCAAUCAUCAUUAAUCGAUGUCCUCCGUCUCCUAUCUGGACACUGUGGAUCGUUAGCUCCGCUAGCAUUAUGCACUGUAAGAACCUUUUACUUUCUGCGAACGUCUCACCCUUGUUCUUGAGGGAAAUACAAAGGAUUAGUGGAAAUCUAUUUGACGAAGAAAGUGAAUGAUUCCUGAUGAGUGCAAAAACUUUGGUGUGAUUGAUAUAUUUGGUUGAAGUCAUAUACUGGAUGGUGGACAGUUUAAGGCUUCUCUUCUGAUGUUCUUGGCGCAGGUUGACUUGAUGCAAGCAUAAACUCUGUUGAAACUUUCCAUUUUUAGUUAUCUCCGGCAUAACUUUGUCCACGGAUUUUGAGAUUAAUGCUUGGAGAUGGCGAUUGUCGCGGGCAUCUGCUGCAAAAAAGUACUAAAAACGUGAUGAUCAAUGAUCCCUUCCAGGUGGAGGUUUUGCCAAGGAUAUAAUAUGCAUCGGAGAGCUGGAGGUUCUGCAGAUCACAAAGCUCCAGAGCGUCUGGAGUUGUAGCCUGUUGAGGGAGGAGAGCAAAGGUGCCACUUUUUAUAAGCCCGUUGAGAUCCCCGCCGGCUUCUUCUGCCUGGGCCACUACGGGCAGGCGAAUCACCGGCCUCUGCAUGGAUUUGUUCUGGUGGCCAGAGAAGUCAACUCCAACAAACCAGCCGAUGCUCAGACCGGAGCUGCUGCCGAGCAGCCGCCCCUGCGAGAACCCGUCGACUAUUCUCUCGUCUGGAGCAGCAACGCCGACUGGGCUGACGACGGCUUCGACGGAUGCGGCUUUUUCUGGCUCCCCUCCCCGCCGGCGGGCUACAGAGCCAUGGGCUUUGUGGUCACCGACACGCCAGAGAAGCCCCCUCUGGGGGAGGUGAGAUGCGUCCGCUCUGAUCUAACGGAAUCGCUGGAGACCCACGAAGUCAUCUUCGACGGCCUCGCCAUGGCGGCGCCGCCCUCGGGGAGCCCCUUCAGAGCUUGGACGACGAGGCCUCGCACCAGAGGGAUGUGGGAAACCGGGCUCUCGGUGGGGACCUUCUUCUGCAGCUCAAAAGAUCCCUCCGACAUGGAGGAUCUGGGGAUCGCCUGCCUGAAGAACACGAGCAAGUCCCUGGCGGCGAUGCCGAACCUGGAUCAGGUUAACGCGCUGGUCAAGCACUACGGGCCCACCGUGUUCUUCCAUCCGGAGGAGGUGUACUUGCCGUCGUCUGUGCCUUGGUUCUUCAAGAACGGAGCUGUGAUUUGCAGGCGAGGCGGCGGCGGCGGGGGUGUGCCGAUCGACUCCAAGGGCUCCAACCUUCCCCCCGGUGGCGGCAACGACGGGGAGUACUGGAUAGAUCUCGCCGACGACCGAGCGGAGGAGGUGAAGAGGGGGAACAUCGACAGCGCAGAGCUCUACGUCCACGUGAAGCCCGCCAUGGGAGGGACCUUCACGGACCUGGCGCUGUGGGUCUUCUGCCCCUUCAAUGGGCCGAGCACGGUGAAGAUCGGGCCGGUGAGCUUUCCGAUGAGCAGGAUCGGGGAGCACAUCGGCGACUGGGAGCACUUCACGCUGCGGGUGAGCAACUUCUCCGGCGAGCUGUGGAGCGUGUACUUCUCGCAGCACAGCGGCGGGGAGUGGGUGGACGCCGGCGAGCUGGAGUUCGUCGGUGGGAACAGGGCCGCCGUGUACGCGUCGAAGAGCGGGCACGCGAGCUUCCCGCACGCCGGCGACUUCCUGCAGGGCUCGGAGAAGCUGGGGAUAGGGAUCAGGAACGACGCGGCGAGGAGCGACUUCACUGUGGAUUCCAGCGUGAGGUACGAGAUCGUCGCCGCCGAGUACCUCGGCGGGGCAGUGGCGGAGCCCUGCUGGCUGCAGUACAUGCGGGAGUGGGGCCCGACCAUCGUCUACAGCUCACGGUCGGAGCUGGAGAGGAUCAUCAGCUUCUUGCCUUACAACCUCAGAUUCUCCGUGGAGAGCAUAUUCGCCAAACUUCCGGUGGAAUUGUACGGGGAGGAAGGACCCACCGGCCCCAAGGAGAAGAACAUGUGGGAGGGUGACGAAAGAAGUUAG
Spirodela intermedia is the source of this 2987-nucleotide messenger RNA. Lineage: Eukaryota; Viridiplantae; Streptophyta; Magnoliopsida; Alismatales; Araceae. The record is from the annotation of a GenBank genome assembly.